AAGAGAGCUGAUAAACGCAUUGAGCCAGUCUGUUCAGUAGUACAAUGAAACAGUAAACUGUCUUUAAACAAACACAUUUGCCGUAAUCUCAUCAAACGUUUAUAUGUGUGCGUGAUGGCGUGGGGAGUGUGCAGCAGGGCUCUUGUGUGGAUUAUAACUGCGUUGAUAUGGUGGAGUCACAGUGGUCUGAUGGGCUUCUGCAGCAGUAGUACAGUGUCUGUACCAGAAAGUCUGCUCUUUGUGUCCACCUUAGAUGGGAACCUUCAUGCUGUCAGCAAGAUAUCUGGAACCAUCAAAUGGACCUUGAAAGAAGAUCCUGUUUUACAAGUCCCGACGCACGUGUCAGAGCCUGCAUUUCUCCCGGAUCCCAAUGAUGGCAGUUUGUACUCUCUCGGAGGGAAGAAUAAUGAAGGGUUGACGAAACUGCCGUUUACCAUUCCUGAGCUGGUUCAGGCAUCACCCUGUCGCAGUUCUGAUGGCAUCUUAUACAUGGGUAAGAAGCAGGAUGUGUGGUAUGUUGUGGAUCUGCUGACUGGUGAAAAGAAGCAGACUCUGACUUCCUCCUAUGCUGAGAUGUUAUGUCCAUCUUCGUCCCUGUUUUACCUUGGCCGCACAGAAUACACGAUCACUAUGUAUGACACCAAAAGCAGAGAGCUGCGCUGGAAUGCUACUUACUCUGACUAUGCCUUCACCCUUCCAGAUGAAGACACCAAAUACAAUAUGGCCCACUUUGUGUCCAAUGGCGAUGGUCUAGUGGUGACAGUGGACAGCGAGUCUGGAGACGUGCAGUGGGUUCAGAACUACAACUCCCCUGUGGUGGCAGUCUAUAUCUGGCAGCGUGAGGGACUGCGCAAAGUCCCACACACCAAUGUUGCUGUUGAAACAUUACGCUACCUCACGUUCAUGUCAGGAGAGGUGGGCCGCAUCACACAGUGGAAGUAUCCAUUUCCUCGAGAAAAGAAAA
Molecule: messenger RNA, 964 nt
Organism: Danio rerio (zebrafish)
Lineage: Eukaryota; Metazoa; Chordata; Actinopteri; Cypriniformes; Danionidae
Source: RefSeq